Messenger RNA from Peronospora matthiolae, 1302 nucleotides. NCBI's taxonomy places the organism in Eukaryota, Oomycota, Peronosporomycetes, Peronosporales, Peronosporaceae. The record is from the annotation of a GenBank genome assembly.
AUGGCCUCCACGGACUCGUCGCCGCUCCUGCAGCCGCUAAGCGCGGCUCAGAGUCCGUCACCGUUGGGUCCCACCGCCUCGUCCGUUCCCAAGACCUUCCUCUCUCACGCAUCCAGCCAGACGGAAAAAGGUUCCGCCUUCUCGUCUUUCCUCGGUCUCGCCACGACCAUGACAGGAGCCUGUAUCCUGACUCUCCCAGGCAUCGUCCAAGCAGCAGGUCCCGUCCCGGCUCUGUUUCUGCUCGUCAUGAGUGCGUGGAUGGCGUUUCGUGCCUGUGAGAUGCUCACUGUGAGCUGUGCCGCGACGGGUGCGUACUCGUACGAGGCGCUGAGCUCUCGUCUCUUUGGAGCUGCAGGUGUGUGGGCCGUGCGGCUACUAACGCUCGCGCUAUUGUUCGGCGCUAUUGUGAGCUACAUGGUGAUUGCUAUGGACCUCUUUGAGCCUUUUCUAGUGGACGUUCUGACUCGUCAAACCAUUGGUCUGCUCUUCUUGCUCGUGGCUAUCCCCUUGUGUCUGCCGGACACCAUCUACGCGCUCCGGUUCGCCAACAUUGCAGUACUGCUGUGUCUACUCUACAUCCUUGUGGCGAUCGGUAUCCGGACGAUGUCUAGAGAUCCCGAGUUUGCUGCACACAUUCCGAGAAAUCCAGCAGACGAGUUUGAUUCCGAGUUUGCAGCGCUGGCGUAUGCGCUUCCCAUUGUCAUGCUGAGUUUCGUGUGCCAGCUGAACGUACCACGUGCGUACCAGGAGAUUCGUGACAAGACGCAGAUGACACUCGUCCACAAGGCACUGGUGGCAUGGGGACUCUGCAUCUAUCUCUUCUUUGCCUUUUUAGGCUAUGUGUGUUUCCGUGGAAAACCACCGAGCAAUAUCCUAACGGGGUUCGCAGCAGAUGACCAUCUCAUUAACGGUGCACGUCUUGCGCUUGGUAUCGGCAUGGUGCUCAAGACGCCAAUGACAUUCCAGCCGCUGCGUCAACUCGCGGAACUCUGCUGUUUAGGCCACGACCGCAAGAGUCUACCAUUCCGAACGGCAAUUACGGUCGUCUUCCUGUUUGUCGCACAUUUGCUCUCGCUAUUCUCGCGUAGUUUAGGCACUGUCAUGGCUUUUGUCGGAUCCGUGUCGGGCAUUUCACUGGCAAUCACCGUUCCUGGACUCUUCCUGUACGAAAUAGCGCGUGGGUAUCUUGUGGAACGCGACGCUUACUACUCGCCGCGACUGGCACUUAUUUUUGCCUACAUGGGUGGCAUCUUCUCGGCAGCUUCACUCACCUACCUGUCGUACAAUGCGCUCGUGGGCUGA